Messenger RNA from Metarhizium robertsii ARSEF 23, 327 nucleotides. Its product is annotated as Major facilitator superfamily domain, general substrate transporter. Bases 1 to 327 code for a protein of 108 amino acids. The transcript has 2 exons. NCBI's taxonomy places the organism in Eukaryota, Fungi, Ascomycota, Sordariomycetes, Hypocreales, Clavicipitaceae. The record is from RefSeq and is a predicted model, not a curated record.
AUGUCUUCCGGCGAAGGAGAAAUGGGCGACGCCCACCUCGGGCUCGAGUACAAGCCAAAAGUAGUGGCCUACUGGGACCGCAGGGGGUGGGAUUUCGAAGGGGUAGUCAGGUUGACGAUGGGAUUCACCCAGGUCAAGACGGGGCACAUCUCGAGGCACGAGAAAGUGGUGUGGUUUGUGGAGUGUGCUUCCAAAGCAGAGUGUCGCGAUGCGUGGCGCGAUUGCCGGUGGGUGCUUGGGCGUCGUUUUGUCGUUGUUCCUACUCCCUUGCGAGUGUGCGUCGUUGGGAAGGACAUGGAGUCGCUUGAGGAUCUCGAAGUCGUUUAG